AUGCCAGGCUUUACGUGUUGCGUGCCGGGCUGCUACAACAACUCGCACCGGGACAAGGCUCUCCAUUUCUACACGUUUCCCAAGGACGCUGAGCUGCGGCGCCUCUGGCUCAAGAACGUGUCUCGCGCUGGCGUCAGUGGAUGCUUCUCCACCUUCCAGCCCACCACGGGUCACCGUCUCUGCAGCGUCCACUUCCAGGGCGGCCGCAAGACCUACACGGUACGCGUCCCCACCAUCUUCCCGCUGCGCGGCGUUAACGAGCGCAAAGUAGCACGCAGACCCGCGGGGGCCGCAGCCGCCCGCCGCAGGCAGCAGCAGCAGCAACAACAGCAGCAGCAACAGCAGCAGCAGCAGCAGCAGCAGCAGCAUCCACCGCCGUCAGCUGCCCAGACCGCCCAGCUGCAGCCGAACCUGGUGUCUGCUUCUGCGGCUGUGCUCCUCACUCUUCAGGCGGCUGUGGACAGCAGCCAGGCUCCUGGAUCCGUGCAGCAGGCAUCCACUGCUCCCACCGGUGAUGAUGUGAAGCCCAUCGAUCUGACGGUGCAAGUGGAGUUCGCGGCCGCAGAGGGCGCAGCCGCCGCAGCUGCCGCGUCCGAGCUAGAAGCUGCCACCGCCGGGCUGGAGGCUGCCGAGUGCGCUAUGGGCCCCCAGUUGGUGGUCGUGGGGGAAGAGGGCUUCCCUGAUACUGGCUCCGACCACUCGUACUCGUUGUCGUCAGGCACCACGGAGGAGGAGCUCCUGCGCAAGCUGAACGAGCAGCGGGACAUCCUGGCGCUGAUGGAGGUGAAGAUGAAGGAGAUGAAGGGCAGCAUCCGCCACCUGCGUCUCACCGAGGCCAAACUGCGCGAAGAGCUCCGAGAGAAGGAUCGGCUGCUGGCCAUGUCUGUCAUCCGCAAGAAGCACGGGAUGUGA
This is a messenger RNA of Pipistrellus nathusii (Nathusius's pipistrelle), 912 nucleotides long. The record is from the annotation of a GenBank genome assembly. Lineage: Eukaryota; Metazoa; Chordata; Mammalia; Chiroptera; Vespertilionidae.